Molecule: messenger RNA, 2355 nt
Organism: Mya arenaria
Lineage: Eukaryota; Metazoa; Mollusca; Bivalvia; Myida; Myidae
Product: cell death abnormality protein 1-like
Exons: 5
Coding region: 244-1869 (541 amino acids)
Molecular function (GO): scavenger receptor activity
Source: RefSeq, a predicted model, not a curated record
UCCAUUUGGAUUUAUCAAACUAUAAAAAUAUUUAAGAGGAUACGUAUUAUAACAAGUGCGUAAAUUAAGGAACACAUUGAAAAAUAGAUUUUCAGCUUAGAUUUAUUUACAUGUCGGUGUCUAAAAUAUUUCAAACCUUAAACGUUUUAUAGUAUUCGAGCACAAAUACAAUUAAUGCUAUACCUGGGAUGUGGAUAAAUAGUGGAAUUUCUAAAACAAUAACGAAAGCGUUGUUUGAACAGGAUGAUAUUUCGAAUUUUUGCUCUUCUUUGCAUCACUCGAUCAUGUUUGGCAGUGACGGUGAUAAUAAACGAGACGGAGGUGGACUGUAAUGGACAUUGUGCUUGCUGUGAAGGAGGAGAGGCUCAGUGUGGACGUGCUGAUGGAAAACCAGAUUAUUGUUUAAAUGGCUGUGUUAACACAAUAUUUGGACAUAGAUGCAAAUCUGCAUGUCCUGGUAACUGUCGUACUUGCGCCCAGGAUGACGGACAUCCGUGUUUUACUUGCAAGAAUUCGUUUUAUGAUAUAAUUAGUGCUUGUAGCAUGAGAUGUCCUCUUGGGUGUGAUGGUACUUGUAAUGAUAACGGAAUAUGUAGCGCAUGUAAAUCAAACUUUGAAGGAGCUAGAUGCGAUACAUGCAUACCAGGGAAAUACGGUGAAGAUUGUUCUAUGACCUGCCAUUAUCAAAACUGCCGUUGUACCGACUUGAAUGGAUGUGACUCAUGUACGACAGGAUUUGCUGGUGAUUUUUGCAUGAAAUGUGUAACUGGAUAUUAUGGAGCAAACUGCAACAUAAGAUGUCUUAGCGGAUGCAGAGAUGAAAAUUGUAUGAGAAAUGGAAAGUGCAUUGAAUGCAUAACUGGUUAUUAUGGGGAACAAUGCAAUGAUAUGUGUUCAACAGGUUGUAGAGGCGGAGUUUGUUUUAGAAAUGGAACUUGUGACUGUACUGAUAAUUUUACUGGUACACGUUGUGACGAAUGUGUUGUAGGAAAAUAUGGCGAAAUUUGUCAACAGGAAUGCAGUGCUGGUUGUUCUACAUUGUCCUGUGGCAAAGACGACGGAUCAUGCCAUGGUGGAUGUGACGAUGGAUUAUAUGGCAUUUAUUGUUCUCGGAAAUGUAACGAUAUUGGCAAUGAGUGUUUUAAAUGUAGCCAGCCUGAUGGAAGGUGUUUGGUGUGUAAAGCAGGAUUUUACACGAAUGAAAAUGGAAAUUGCAUUUCUUGCAAUAGUAACUGUAAAGAUGACAAAUGCAAUGCUGAAACAGGCAAAUGUAUUAAUGGUUGUGCAGUAAGCUAUUGGGGAGACCAGUGUAACCUAAAGUGUAAUUCAAAUUGUGCAUCAUGUCAGCAAGAUGCUGGAAUUUGUUAUUCAUGUAAUAAUCAUACGGUACAUGGCCUUUAUUGCAGCGAACCUUGCGUCUCAGCAUGCUUUGAAAGACAGUGCGAACAAAGAACUGGUCAUUGUCUUCUUGGAUGCAAUGGCGAUUUCUUUGGCAAUAUGUGCCAAACAAGUUGCCCUGAACAUUGUCAACAUACAGGAACAAAAGCAAUUUGUAAUAAUGAAGGCGAUUGUUUGAAUGGCUGCAUUCAUGACUUUGAAGGCAGACAUUGUACAGAAAGACGAAUUUACACUGCUUCAUCCACAAAUAUUGCACUCGCAGCAUCAUUGGGUGUUUUGGGCAUUGUGCUUGUUUGUUCACUGGCUGGUUGCUACCUGUGGAACAGACGCAUGUCUAGAUCAAUAGAACGAAAUUCGGAAAUACAGUUGGAUCAGCGUGAAACCGCAAGGGCAUAUGAACAGCUACACAUACAGGCCAACGAACCAACAAACAGGAAUGUUGACGACAAUUAUACUGUGCUUUCAAUGUAAAAGUUAAAAUAAAACACAUUUGAAUCCUAGUUAACAUUUCACAACAUGUGUUUAUGACGUCUUGUUUAGUGCUGGUAUAUUUUAAACAUUUGGUCAAGGUUGGAACAAGUGUGAGGUUGACCGCUAUUAAACCGGUUCAAGUAAACGCCGUUUUCAGUUACCCCAACAUUUACCAAUUCCAAUUAGUUUCGUUAUAUAUGUUGUCUUGAAGUUGUGUUUAUAGACUUUUUUGCCUUGUUCCCCUUUUUCCUAUAAACUGGAUGUUUACAAAUUUUAGCCUACUUGGCUUCAGGGAAAAUACAAUGUUGAGGACAAUUUCAACAUCAUGUUUGUAACACGGAUCGACAAUAAAAGUCUAACACUACCUGAACAUGGAAAUUCUAUGGCGACUGUUCUAUAAAAGAAAAAAAAAGUUUUACUUUUGACCAGCUGUAAGGCGAAGUAUUUAAAAAAAGAUAAGAAACCAUUUUCAGCAUAUUAUUGCAC